This is a messenger RNA of Pteronotus mesoamericanus, 1806 nucleotides long. RefSeq names its product kelch domain containing 2 (gene KLHDC2). The transcript is spliced from 13 exons. The record is from RefSeq and is a predicted model, not a curated record. Lineage: Eukaryota; Metazoa; Chordata; Mammalia; Chiroptera; Mormoopidae. Bases 390 to 1610 code for a protein of 406 amino acids. Gene Ontology annotation, molecular function: protein binding.
CGCUGGGGGCGCUGAGUGCAAGCCGCGCUUCCGGAGCCCCGCAGACCGCGUAGGCAGAGCGGGUGGUUCCGGAGGCGGCAUAAACAAGAGCAGUCGGUGGUGUGACGGGAGCCGGGGGCGGGGCGGACAGGCUACAAGCUAGUACCUGCCCUCGGUGGACCCCUGGCCUGCCCCGGCCCUCGCUGUCCAGCCCACAACCUGGACAGCACCGCCCUGCAUCCGAAGGGCCGUCCUCCGAGGGGCUGGGCCGGUGCACGCGCCGGCGGCGAGGGAGUGGCCUCCACCAAGUCUUUUUAGCCACCGUUCGUUUCUUUCUCCCUGUUCCUUUGUCUCGUCUCCUCUCUCGGACGGCUGUGGGGAUUGUUGGUGGACAAAAGUGCCGCCUCAAGAUGGCUGAUGGGAAUGAGGAUCUGCGGGCGGACGACUUGCCAGGGCCGGCCUACGACAGCUAUGAGUCCAUGGAGCUCACCUGCCCCGCCGAGCGCAGCGGCCACGUAGCCGUCAGCGACGGGCGCCACAUGUUCGUCUGGGGUGGCUACAAGAGUAACCAAAUCAGAGGAUUAUACGACUUUUAUCUGCCUAGAGAAGAACUUUGGAUCUACAACAUGGAGACUGGAAGAUGGAAAAAAAUCAACACUGAAGGUGACGUUCCUCCUUCGAUGUCGGGAAGCUGCGCUGUGUGCGUCGACAGGGUGCUGUACUUGUUUGGAGGACACCACUCAAGAGGCAAUACGAAUAAGUUCUACAUGCUGGAUUUAAGGUCUACAGACAGAGUAUUACAGUGGGAAAGAAUUGACUGCCAAGGAAUGCCUCCGUCAUCAAAGGACAAACUUGGUGUCUGGGUAUAUAAAAACAAGUUAAUCUUUUUCGGAGGGUAUGGAUAUCUACCUGAAGAUAAAGUAUUGGGAACUUUUGAAUUUGAUGAAACAUCUUUCUGGAAUUCAAGUCAUCCAAGAGGAUGGAAUGAUCAUGUACAUAUUUUAGACACUGAAACAUUUACCUGGAGCCAGCCUAUAACUACUGGUACAGCACCUUCACCUCGUGCAGCCCAUGCCUGUGCCACUAUUGGAAACAAAGGCUUUGUGUUUGGAGGCAGAUAUCGAGAUGCUAGAAUGAAUGAUCUUCACUAUCUUAAUCUGGAUUCAUGGGAGUGGAAUGAAUUAAUUCCACAAGGCGUAUGCCCAGUUGGCCGAUCUUGGCACUCACUAACACCAGUUUCUUCAGAUCAUCUCUUUCUCUUUGGAGGAUUUACCACUGAUAAACAGCCACUAAGUGAUGCCUGGAUUUACUGCAUCAGUAAAAAUGAAUGGAUACAGUUUAAUCAUCCCUAUACUGACAGACCAAGGUUAUGGCAUACCGCUUGUGCCAGUGAUGAAGGAGAGGUGAUUAUUUUUGGUGGGUGUGCCAAUAACCUCCUUGUCCAUCACAGAGCUGCACACAGUAAUGAAGUCCUCAUAUUUUCAGUUCAGCCAAAAUCUCUUGUAAGGCUAAGCUUAGAAGCAGUCAUUUGCUUUAAAGAAAUGUUAGCCAACUCGUGGAACUGCCUUCCCAAACACUUACUUCACAGUGUUAAUCAGAGGUUUGGUAGUAACAACACUUCUGGAUCUUAAGGCUUCAGAGAUAAUGCCUCUGAUCACCCUGCAUGGACAGCAAUUCUGUAAACAUCAAAGAGUGGCAUCAUUUGUAUAGUUACAUGCAUUGUUGUAGUUUUGCAGCCUUCUGAUUUUAAUGUGCAUGUGAAUGGCCUAGAGAACCUAUUUUUGUGUCUAAAUAAAUGUAUUUAACACCAGUAAUUGUCUUCUAUUA